AUGCAAUCUGCUCGAACAGAUCUUGCUCCUCCCAGAGACGACCCAUUUACGACUGAGGAACUAAAACAAUUCGACGGGAAGGAUCCUUCGAAGCCCAUUCUCGUUGCGAUUAAGGGCACCGUGUUCGAUGUUUCGCACAAGGCUGACGUCUAUGGACCCGGCCGCUCGUACAGCAUCUUCGCCGGGAGGGAUGGUUCGCGGGGGUUGGGCAUGUCGAGCUUGAAGCCAGAGGAUGCCGUAGCGGAUUACAGCACACUAGAUGAGAAGGACAUGAAAGUUUUGGACGACUGGCACUCGUUCUUCAGCAAGCGAUACAACAUCGUCGGGAAGGUUACGGACGGACCCGUCAUUAACAAGUAG
This is a messenger RNA of Cyclocybe aegerita, 360 nucleotides long. Lineage: Eukaryota; Fungi; Basidiomycota; Agaricomycetes; Agaricales; Hemipholiotaceae. The record is from the annotation of a GenBank genome assembly.